AUGCGAAAGCACGAUCUUCAGUCAGCAACCAGAAUUUUCAUUAGGUUCCGGUCAAAUCAAGCACUUCUCGACCAUGGAAACUUGAACAACUCUCCUUCACUUAAUCCAAAGAAUCCCAUUACUCUACUGGAAUCAACCCCCCGUACAUCUCCAUAUACAUCUGUUCCACGGUCUCUGGUUCCCGCCGUCGUCGGUGUCCUUGCUGGCCCAGAAGCGGGCGGUGACCCUCCUCUUGCGUCGGUGUACCCUACGUCGCGCCAUGGCCGUCAAAUGCGUGUAGGAUCCCCUUACAGAGCUCGGGAUUCGGAUGGUACAAAGGACACAAUUCCGCCGUCUCCUCAAGAUCUCUGGACUCGGGCGCUAACUCUUGCUUCAAAAGAUGUAAAAAGUAUCACAAGCAAAAUGCUUAUUCACUUUUUUGAACGAGGGAAGGCAAGCUACCGACCUUGGUCCCCGACUUUGAGUUCUAAUCCCUCUAACGCUGGUCCAAACACUAGUGUUGCCGAUUCUAACACUCACCUUCCCAUUCUGGAUCACACCAUCCGAUUAACCCUGUCCCAUUAUACCACACUAAUUCAUGGGCUCCUUCUUCGUCGACAUUACUCUGUUGCCUUAUCAUGGGCCCGAAAAUUAAUUUAUCCAUUUCCCACUUUUCCAACGUAUACGUCGUCGCACUUCAAACACCUUCCUCGCGCAUCAAACCUCCCGAGAUACUCCCGAGAAUCAGUCCAUUUGUCUCUCGACGGGACAGCGCUUUCUGCUUGCCUUCUCGUCCUGGCACGUUUGGGAAGGGUUCACGAAGCUAUCGCGGUACUGGAGGCGUAUGCUGCCCCGAGUAUUAUUCCUAGUACCUUAGGAUUGACAUUGUUAGCUCGUCACACUGAUGCCAGGAACGUUCAAUUAAACACUAUACAAAUCAACGAUUUCCUCCUCACGCUGCUUCGUUGGCCAACCAAGAAACAUGCGUUACCAGUUCCCAGUGCAGACUUUCCUCUACCCUUGAAGUCAGACAAGGCAGAGCUUAUUUCGACGACUUUCGAUAAAUCAAAGAAUGCAAGGAAACCUACGGGAAAGGCCACUUUUAGAACUUCAUCUUGGCUAGCGCGAACGACAGACUCAACUCGUUCGGCCCGCCCUGAUCUACUCCUCCGAAUCCUUCCCGCUCUCUACCCGCGGUAUGGUGUCUCCUGGGAUUCGCGGACAGUAUGCCUGAUGCUUCAAGCCGUGAGGAUGAGCGCAAAGAUGGACGGAAUCAGUGCGUUUGGGUUGAGGAAGGUUAUUAAGGAUAUCUUUGCCGGAAGUACAAAGAUUAAACGGAAGGAAAUGUUGGAUGAAUCCUUGCAGUUGCAAUCAAACUUGGAACAGACUCGAGGGCCGGACUCUGUGGACAGACAGAGCUGGCUCGUAGAUAAUAUCAUGGAAGUGCUUUGGGAGCCCCUCGGCGAUGAAAGUAUCCUUCCUUCUUCCCGUCCUCCAUUAAAACUUUCCAUCACCAAAGCGAGCAAAAAAUUCAAGAAGAAAGAGACACCCCUUACGCAUACUCCCAGGAAAUCUUCUCUUCGUCCGUUGGAAUAUGGUCCAUUCACGCCUUGGCCUGUGACUGCCUCAUCUCCGCCACCUUCACUAACACUUACCUCUAAUAUCAAGACUGAUACUGGAUCUGAUACACAUUUCCCAUACCCGACUUUGACCCACCCUUUCCUUCUCGCGCGUGAGAUAUUUCUCAGACUCGUUUGGGAGCACGCAGCCAGUUCCAAUAUAAACGAAAAUGCUGACAUCGAUCUCCACGCUCUUCCUUCGCCAGCAGUCAUACCGCCAUCUUCACUCGCCCGGCUGCUUGACCCGGAUGGAGAUGGUUUAGGUCACCUGGGUGGGUUACCGAAGUGGUUCGGUCUCCUCGAAGAAGCUCUGAAACGAAAGUUUGGUUUUGGUUCAAAAUUGCUUACGAUUUCAUCUAUAAUGUCAUCGGUUUCAGCGAAAGCGAACCCUCGGAUGAAGUUGGUCGAUGAAGUGUUUGGGUAUCCCGAAGAUCCACAUUCGCCUACGCUUCCAAAACUUACACCCACUGCUUUUCACCAUUAUAUACUCAUGCUUGGGCUUAGCGCGCCUGAGCCAUGGGAGUUUGUCCAGACUGGGUGGAAUCAACGAUAUCCGUUCCAAGGGUAUCCACAUUCGAUUGGCUCAACCUACAUCAGCACUAAUGCCAUUACUCGUUCCACCUCCCCUCCAUCCUCCGGCCCCUUCACUAGUUGUACUUCUACACCACAAACUACUAAAGAUGUCGUGCCUGCGAUUUCUCCUCUCUCUAUCCCUGGACCCUCCGAAAUACCCAUCACUCUCUCCUACAUGCGCGCCCUGCGGCUUGUGCCUACGAAAGACACCUUGUGUGCCGCGGUAGUGUUUUGGAGAGAGGCAGUGGGUGGUGAGACGUUAGCCGAACUAGGUGUCAGAGAGUAUAAGAUGAGUUCUAUGGAACGGGGAGAUGGGGAGGAAGAAGAUGCGUAUACGCGAGAGUAUGAAACGUGGAAGGUUAAUGUAGAACCUCCGGAAAGCAGAAACAAUCUGGACUGCAAAGAGGGGGGACAAAGAAGUGGUAAGACAACAAUCAGUGAAAUUGGGACAAUGGGAGAGUUUGCCAAAUUCUGUCGAUGGAUCCGAGAAUGGGUGGAUGAAAUCAAUGUGGGUACAGGCACGGGCGGAAAAACUACGCUGACGAUGCCUCAUCCGUAUCAUAUACAUCGUUGGGCGGGAAUUGUGAGGAAGAUGCGUGAAGGUCAAGGAUACGACUCGGAGGACGACAAUAUGUAA
Molecule: messenger RNA, 2808 nt
Organism: Lentinula edodes (shiitake mushroom)
Lineage: Eukaryota; Fungi; Basidiomycota; Agaricomycetes; Agaricales; Omphalotaceae
Exons: 2
Coding region: 1-2808 (935 amino acids)
Source: RefSeq, a predicted model, not a curated record